AUGGACCAGCAUUAUCAAGAGGGGAGCUACGAACAAAAUGUGAAAGCCAGUACUUCGAACCAGCGGCAGUCGCCAGAGCAAGGCUCGGGACAAGAACAACUUCAACAAGUGUCGAAUCCACAGUUGUAUCCAGACCAGUAUUUGCAACAACGUCCUCAUUCUGGUUAUUAUACCGAUGCCAGGUACUCGUCGACCCAGCCGCCUCAGCACCUACUGCUCGGUCAGCAGCAAGGUUCAUACAACUACCAGCCAUUGCAACCAGUUCGCCAACUGAUGGGGCUUCCCCCAGCUCCUCAGUUUCCAUUGCAUAAUUCAAACUAUAUUGCGAGUCUGUACACUCAAAUACCCACGCAAAGCCCUUAUCCGACCCCGUCACAAGCACCACAAGCACCACAGGCAGCGUCAGCGCCACAAGUGCCACAGGUGACAGCGCAACAACAGCUGCGCUCAUCCCAGCCUAACCAAUCGCCCGAAACAAACGCUAGGGAGAGACGUUCAUACGAUGACAGAUACGAAGAUACGAACAAUACAUUGUAUUAUGGCAAUGACAGAAACAUAAUUGCACCCAUUCCACCUUUGCAUAUUCAACAACAAUUAUUUACGAAAAACGAAGGACAUCCACUCGGAGUUGAAAACCCUGAAGCUCCAGGCGGAGAAGGAGGAGGAGGAGGAGGAACCUCCAUGCCAGCUUCGCAAGGAAACAUUGCCAAUGGAAAUGGAGCACGCGAUGAAGAAAAGACUUUAGCCGAGGUGAAACUUGAAGCUGAAGAGCACGAAAUGAUUAGGUCGACUUGCACUAGAUGCAAAAAGGAAUUCAUGCAACGGAUAAUUAUCCCCAAGACGAAUGAAACUUCUGGAGGAGGACUGAAGGCAUUGGCCGAACCCAAGAUUUUCAAAUUAUGUGACCACUGCCGAGAUUUGCAGCGGCAAAGGUCACGGAGAUGGCAAAAGAAGACCAAAGACAAGCAAGGUGUUUGUAGAAGGUGUGGUACUGAGAUUCCGCACGAUGAGAGGAAAUUCGUCUUGUGUCCAUCUUGUCGGCAAAACUUGAGGACGAGAAAAGCGAGUCGAGCGGCGCAAGGCAAAUGCGUUCACUGUUCUGGGCCGUUGGACGCUUCAAUCUUGAUAAAGAAUGAAGACGGCAAUGUUGUUGUCAGUACUGACUUGUCGCCGACUUUGCGUGCUCACGACGACGAGCCAGCCACUAGAGAUGGCCAUGGUGGCAGUUACAAAGUCUGUCAAAGGUGCCGUGAAAAUGACAAGAUUAGAAGAACCAAUUUGGAGAAAUUGGGCAAUUGCAAUCGAUGUGCUAAGCCGUUGGAUUCAAGUGACUAUGGCAGACACAAGGUUUGCUCGUAUUGCAGAAGCCGCAAAAAGAGAGUCUCUAGAACCUCAGUUGGUGGUGGUGGUGGUGGUAACGGGGAAGAACACUAUGCCAUGCCACAUCCUCAAUAUGGUGUUGGUCACGAUCAACAGCAGCAGCACCAACAAGGUAUGAUGCAUCACCACGCUGUAGCGCACUUGCAAAGCAUCCCCGGUUCUUCUGCAGUUGAAGCACCUUAUAGCAACGGAAUAAGUAUGCAACACCCAACUGGCUAUCCUCAGCCGUAUUUGCCAUACCCCGGCUAUACACCACAACCUCAACAGCAACAGCCACACCAGCAACAGCAACAGCCUCUACCUCAGUCUUACCCUAUAGUGCCAAUUGGUCAAUACCCUACACAUCAGCAACAGUACUACACUCAGCAAGCGCACCAAACAUUGCCUCCUUCAGCACACCACCAACCACAGGAACAAAGCGAGGAGUAUAAUUCAGGUAAUUAUCAAUCGCACCGGUAA
Molecule: messenger RNA, 1839 nt
Organism: Lodderomyces beijingensis
Lineage: Eukaryota; Fungi; Ascomycota; Pichiomycetes; Serinales; Debaryomycetaceae
Source: the annotation of a GenBank genome assembly